Suricata suricatta (meerkat) is the source of this 2023-nucleotide messenger RNA. It is a transcript of the gene C10H22orf23, whose product is annotated as chromosome 10 C22orf23 homolog. The transcript is spliced from 7 exons. Bases 185 to 865 code for a protein of 226 amino acids. The record is from RefSeq and is a predicted model, not a curated record. Lineage: Eukaryota; Metazoa; Chordata; Mammalia; Carnivora; Herpestidae.
GAGAGGCUUGCGCCCGUUACCAUGGUAGCUGGCGCCGCUGGGGGCGGGCCGCUGAGCUCUGGCGGGUUUUGUGCUGGGGUUCCAGGCGCCGUGGGGCUGCGGAGCCGCGGCUAAGGUCUCCGGAGCCCAGCCGCUCCCUGUGGGGACGAGGCACCCGCUGGGGCCUUACGUUAGGGGCCCUUCCAUGGCUUCCCAGGAAAGGGUGGAGGCAGUGACCAAAGGAACAGGGUUCUGGCGCUGCCCCAGGCCAGCCACUUACACCUCAGGGACCCGAGAGCUGCUCAGAGUGAUGAUGAAGGAAUCCAAACUGACUAACUUCCAACAGCGCCAUAUCAUGGACACCGUGAAAAGAGGAGACACUCUGCCCCUACAGUGCAGCCCGACAUCCAGCCAGAGGGUCCUGCCUUCCAAACAGCCAGCCUCAGCCAUCUACCUGCCUCCCAUCCUGGCGGCCCGGCCCCACCUCCGGCCUGCCAGGGUGUGCCAAGCCGCCGGGGCCUACAGCCGGGAGCCAUUCAAGCCUCAAGCCACCCGAGAUCUGGAGAAAGAGAAGCGAAGACUCCAGAACAUUUUUGCCACUGGGAAGGACUCCGAGGAACAGAAAAGGAAGCCCCCUCCUGUGCGACAGGAGGACCCUGCCCCUGAGCCAGACAGGUUUGAAGAACUGGUAAAGGAAAUUCAGGACAGGAAAGAAUUCCUGGCUGACAUGGAGGCGCUGGGACAGGCCAGACAGUACCGAGGGAUCAUCCUGGCAGAGAUCUCCCAGAAACUGCGGGAAAUGGAAGUCAUUGACCACAAGAGGAGCAAGGAACUUAGGAAGGUUCUUGCCACCCUUGAUGUGUCUCGAGAGACAGGGGCAGAGUAGCCCAAUCCCAACCACUGGAGCCCACCCCACUGCCAAGCAGGGUCACCCCUCUCCAGUCAGCCCAUCUACCCUGGCCUCCAGCCACGUCAAAUGGCCUCAUGGAACUGCCCCAGCCCAGGGAACCCCGGGCACUUACAGCACCCUAGAAAAUGGACCCAUCUCGGAGAAUGAGCUGAUUUCUCCUCAAGACUUCGGGGAGCCUUGGGGCAGCUGAACCGCUGAGACCCACAGUCACGGUCACAGACACAGGCAGGCAUGCGCGUGCGCACCACACAGAAGCACACACGACUUUUCUCGGGGACAGAGCCCACAUUCAGUGAAGGCAAGGCCCAGUCGCAUCCUCUUGGCCAGUGUCCGAGUUCCUCCCACGGGCCUCUUCCUCCAAACCCCCCAGCACCCACUGUGUGCCCUACGCAUUUACUCUUCAGAACUUAGGAAUGAAUAGGAGUCGUUUCAACCUACGUGCCCUAGGACUACUUAUUUGAUUCUUACAGCCUCAAAAUGCUUAACCUCUACCAUUAACUGGCCCUUGGGACACCUCUAAUGUAGGUGUCACACGCAGUUUUGUUUUCAGAGGGACAGGCUUGUUUGUUCAAGAACCUGGGAUUUUUUCAAGCCCAGAUUUCUAGCCAUUUGCACGGCUCAAGGGAAAUGAGAACCAACACUUCCUGAACACCUCAAGGCUGGGCCCCAGGGCAGGUGCUCACUUUCACUCGGCCCACGUGUUCGAUAACGCCCUGUGACAGUUUGCUACCCACCGUGGGGAACCUAAGCUCCCCCCGGACACUGUAACCAAGGUCAUUCAACCUGCAAGCAGCCCACUAAGGGUUAGACGUUAGUUUCGGCCUUUCCACUAACCCGCGGCCCACAGAGACCCAGUGGUGUCUAGACCCAAGGAGCCUGGCUUGGGGGCUCCGAUCCCACCCUGUGUCCUUCGAGCCUGGGCAGCACCCCAGACUCAGCAAUGACUGACUGACUGCUCAUCGUGGGCGCCCUGCCUCAGAGGGCUACAGAGGAGACCUAUGACCACAAGAACAGCCCCCCAGGCCUGGCAUGAAGUACCCGGAGGUCCCCUGCCUUCUGAUGACCACGAGCCCUACAUUCCCCAGGACUCUGACACUUUCUUGUCCCCACACGUCAAAAUACUUUGGAAAUGUA